CGUUUCUUCGCCGGUUUCAUCAACCUUGAUGGAGUUACACGUGAAAACCUUUGCCCUAAACUGAGCUGUUUAUCAUCAUCACAACAGAUCAGUCAUGGCCAAGUAUCUGGCUCAGAUCAUUGUGAUGGGGGCUCAGGUGGUCGGACGAGCUUUUGCAAGAGCUUUACGUCAAGAAUUUGCAGCCAGUCAAGCGGCUGCUGAGGCUCGGGGUGGAGCGGGCAGACAGUCUGCGGCUGCGUCUAGUUUCACAGGAAUGACUUUACAAGAAGCCCAACAGAUACUGAACAUCUCCACACUAACACCAGAGGAGAUCCAGAAGAAUUACGAGCAUUUAUUUAAAGUCAAUGACAAAGCGGUUGGCGGUUCAUUCUAUCUUCAAUCAAAGGUGGUACGGGCUAAAGAGCGUCUGGAUGAAGAACUCUCCAUUCAACAGCAGCACCAAAGCAAACCACCAGACCAGCAGCAGCAGACAUGAGCUCCAUCCUCACACGUCUCCACUGUAAUUAUGACCCAGACCCACAAUAAAACUCCAUCUUUUUGUACAUUGAAA
Molecule: messenger RNA, 550 nt
Organism: Sinocyclocheilus anshuiensis
Lineage: Eukaryota; Metazoa; Chordata; Actinopteri; Cypriniformes; Cyprinidae
Gene: pam16
Product: presequence translocase associated motor 16
Exons: 5
Coding region: 95-475 (126 amino acids)
Biological process (GO): protein import into mitochondrial matrix
Cellular component (GO): TIM23 mitochondrial import inner membrane translocase complex
Source: RefSeq, a predicted model, not a curated record